Messenger RNA from Pogoniulus pusillus (Red-fronted tinkerbird), 2574 nucleotides. RefSeq names its product sulfate transporter-like. Gene Ontology annotation, molecular function: chloride transmembrane transporter activity; bicarbonate transmembrane transporter activity; oxalate transmembrane transporter activity. Gene Ontology annotation, cellular component: plasma membrane. The record is from RefSeq and is a predicted model, not a curated record. Lineage: Eukaryota; Metazoa; Chordata; Aves; Piciformes; Lybiidae. Gene Ontology annotation, biological process: transmembrane transport.
AUGAAGACUCACAGUUUCAAAGAGGUCAGUGCAGAGAACCGAAUGCACCGGGAAGCCACCUGGGACAAGGAGCUUGAGAACAUAAUUGGAGGGAAAUCUCCCAGAAUGAUGUUUGUUUUCAAAAUACAGCUCUGUUUGGCCCGCUGCACCAUCUUCAUCAGCUGGAACAAGAUAAAAGGGCCAGUCCUUGGCCCAGGACCUAAGAUCUCUUCUCAAGGGAAGUGGCACAUGGUCCACAAAGAAGGCAAAGGAAACAGCUUUCCUGGUGCAAUGGAGGAUGUGCCAAGCCAGAAGUCAGGACAGAGCAAAGAUGUGUUGAGCUGCCUAACGCCAGAAGAGAGUCCUGCCAAUUUUAUGCACAUCAAAUUGGAGGAGUAUGAGCCUGCAGACUUCAGCACCAAGGAUCUCAUCCUAAAGAAAGCCAGAGAGGUCUGCACGUGCAGUCAUCAAACCAUCACCACCUUCUUCUGCCGGCUGUUCCCAGUGCUGGACUGGCUUCCUCGUUACAAUGUCAAGACACAAUUGCUUGGGGAUGUCAUAUCUGGUCUCCUGGUGGGGAUAGUUGCCAUCCCUCAGUCUAUCUCCUACUCCCUCUUAGCCAACCAGGAUCCCAUCUAUGGAGUCUACACCAACUUCUUCUGCAAUAUCAUCUAUGCUGCUAUGGCCACAUCACGCCAUAACUCCGUGGGCUCCUUUGGUGUCCUGUGCCUGAUGAUUGGGGAGUCUGUGAACCGGCACCUGCAGCUGGCAGGGUACAGUGAUGACAACACUGGCAACUCCACCUUCUUCAGCAACAGGACAGAUGCCUGUGACAAGAGCUGCUAUGCCAUCACUGUGGCCCUUUCCUUAAGCUUUCUGGUCGGUCUUUACCAGAUCCUGCUGGGUGUUUUCCAGCUGGGCUUUGUGGCUGUUUACCUGUCAGAACCUCUCCUCAGUGGCUUUGUGACUGGCUCCAGCCUCACCAUUAUCACAUCCCAGAUGAAGUAUCUCUUGGGACUGAAAGUACCUCGUCACGAAGGGGUGGGAUCCUUUGUCCUGACAUGGGUUGACCUUUUCAGAUACAUCCAGAACACCAACAUCUGUGACCUGGUCACCAGCCUAGUUGCUUUGGCCAUCAUAGUGCCUGUCAAAGAGAUCAAUGACUGCUACAAGGAGAAGAUGAAGGCCCCAUUCCCCAUAGAGCUGCUGGUGGUCAUUGCUGCCACAGUAAUAUCUUACUACUUCAACUUCGAAGAGCGAUACAACUCUGCUGUUUGUGGGACUAUCCCCACUGGUUUCAGGAAACCCACUCUACCAGAUGUAAACCUGUUUUCCAGCCUGGCAGUUGACGCUCUGCCCAUUGCCGUUAUUGGCUUUGCCAUGACUGUCUCCCUGGCAGAAAUCUUUGGCAAAAAGCAUGGCUACGCUGUCCGUGCCAACCAAGAGAUGAUUGCCAUUGGCAUGUGCAACCUGAUCCCUUCUUUCUUCUACUGCUUUGCCAGCUCUGCAGCCCUGACCAAGACUCUGCUGAAGGAGUCCACAGGGACACAGACCCAGGUGUCUGGCCUGGUCACCUCCCUGGUGCUGCUGCUAGUGCUGCUGUGGAUUGCCCCACUCUUCUAUUCACUGCAGACCUCCAUCCUGGGGGUGGUCACUAUCGUCAACCUGCGAGGGGGCCUGAGGAAGUUUCGUGACAUCCCCCGCAUGUGGCGCCUAAGCAAGCUGGACACGGUUGUGUGGUGGACAACCAUGCUGUCCUCCACGCUGAUCACUACGGAGAUUGGGCUCCUCGUGGGUGUCUGCUUUGCUCUGCUCUGCAUCAUAUUCCGCACUCAGAGACCCAGGGCCACGCUUCUGGGCAAGGUCAGCAACGCCGAUAUCUAUGAGGAUCAGUCCACCUACAAGCAGCUUAGCAGUAUUGUCAAUAUCAAAAUCUUCCGCUUCGAGUCAUCUCUCUACUAUGCCAAUAAGGACUAUUUCAAGACUGUUCUCUACCAGAAAACUGGGGUGAAUCCUAUCCUGAUGGCUGCUAAGCGCCAAAGGCUGGAGACCCAGGUAAAUGCAGACACAGGCAACAGCAAGAGCUUUUUUAACACCAAGUUUGACUGUCUGAAACCUGCCAAGAAAAGAACUGAGAAGCCUCCAGCAGAUGCUUGUCCUCCCUCCUUAGAUAUGCACACCUUAAUCCUUGACUGUGGGGCAAUGCAGUUCAUAGAUACUGUGGGUCUCUCUGUGCUAAAGGAGACACAUCGUGACUACAAGGAGAUUGGUGUCCAGGUGCUCCUGGCCAACUGCAACCCUUCCAUCCGCCACCGCCUCCAGGAGGGCGGGUGGGCUGGUGAGACAGACAGUGGUAGUGGUCAGCUGGCUUUCCACAGUGUCCAUCAAGCCGUGCAGUUUGCAGAAUGGUGGUACCAUAUGCAGCAGGAGGAGAGCAAGGACAAAAUCACAGAAUGUUUUGGGGCGGAAGAGGCCUCAAGAGGUCAUCUUGUCCAACUGCCCUGCAGUGAGGAGGAACAUCUUUAACUGGAACAGGUUCCCCAUCAAACUUAACCUCAAAUGUUUCCAGGGAUGGGGCACCCACCACCUUUCUGG